CAAAAUGCGGCGCGUCGCGUACGCAACAAGGAGCGGCGCUUGGCACGGCUGCGACUCAACGCUGUGUGCGCAAUCACAGCGCUGCUGCUCUUGCGCUCAUUCCAGUGCUGCCAUUGCUCAAUCACAGCUCAAAACCAUGCGUGCGGUGCAGCGCUGGAGCCUAGCACUGCUGCUAAAGACCGCAGCCGCUGGCCUAGCAAGUGAGUUGUGGAGAGAGAACUCGGCCACGGCCCAGCAGUCGCCCUGGGACCCGUUUGUACUAGGACUCGGAGCGGGCACGUUAAAAAAAGAAACUUUUGCGACCUACGUGGCGCAGGACGCGGCCUUCUUGAAAUCAUUCGCCGACGCCUACAAGCGCGCGGAGCGCAAAUGUGGUGAAGAGGAGGCACCACCACUACAAGCGCGGUGUCGCGGCGAUCUGCGGGAGCUACGGGACGCCGUCGAAGAGGAGCUCAAAUUACAUAGUGGCUACGCCAAAAAGUGGGGCGCGGACCUCGGCAAGGAUUUCAAGCCCUUGAAGGCGACUAUUGACUACACUUCAUUCUUAGAAAAAAUAUCGCGGGACCCGACGGCCAGCGCAGCAGAGGUCGUCGCCGCCAUGGUGCCCUGCAUGACGUUGUACGCUAUUCUAGGGAAGCGCCUCGAAAAGGCCGGGAUCGAGGACGACAACCCCUACAGGGAGUGGGUCGAGACUUAUUCGUCAGAUGAGUUUUGGGAGGCGAAAGAACAAGCGGAAGGUCUGCUCGACGUAUUGACGCCGCACGGGUGCGAACGGUGCGGGGACUUGUACGCCGAGGCCAUGCGCCUCGAGCAUUCUUUUUUUGCUGCGCAAGAUGUCGCGCCGGACUGGAUCCGUCUUACUUCUUCCUUUCGCGCGCGGCUCGAGGCGAGCCUGAGCGGCGCGUCUCUGAGAGCGGGUGCCGAGAUGGAGCUAUAAUU
Molecule: messenger RNA, 939 nt
Organism: Pelagomonas calceolata
Lineage: Eukaryota; Pelagophyceae; Pelagomonadales; Pelagomonadaceae
Source: the annotation of a GenBank genome assembly